Ctenopharyngodon idella (grass carp) is the source of this 3398-nucleotide messenger RNA. RefSeq names its product sphingosine 1-phosphate receptor 3. The coding region runs from base 351 to 1379 and encodes 342 amino acids. Gene Ontology annotation, biological process: G protein-coupled receptor signaling pathway. NCBI's taxonomy places the organism in Eukaryota, Metazoa, Chordata, Actinopteri, Cypriniformes, Xenocyprididae. The transcript is spliced from 2 exons. The record is from RefSeq and is a predicted model, not a curated record. Gene Ontology annotation, molecular function: sphingosine-1-phosphate receptor activity. Gene Ontology annotation, cellular component: membrane.
CUUUCUUCCAUUACGCGCAGUCAGUGCACUCAGCGCGCGCACAGGUCUGAACUUCUGCACAACAGAGCGUGACGAUUAAAGAUGGAAAUAUAGCAGCUGCUCCCUCUUAAACAAAACAAGACACGGAUGGGUUUCAGUGAAGAAAAUUCGUUUCUGCGGUUCGUGAUAUAUGAUGGGAGAUGUGUGCCACCGACAUGACAGUACAUGGUGGUGAUUGACCAGUCACCCUGAAGAAAGCAGCUCACCCGCUCACCAACACCCAGCCGUGACCCGUCUUACCUGUACGAUCCGCUCCCAUCCGGACUGACCACAGAGCGCCUUCAUUUUCAGUAUCAUCCCCAUCUGCUGCAAUGAUUAAUCAACACAUUUUCCUGCAUUACAAUUACACAGGGAAACUAGACAAUCGCAAUGAAACCAAAGGAGCCCCGUUGGACCCCCAAACGGUGGUGUUUUUGGUCAUUUGCAGCCUCAUCGUCUUUGAGAACUUAAUAGUGCUGGUGGCGAUCUGGAAAAACCACAAAUUUCAUAACCGGAUGUACUUUUUUAUUGCCAACCUGGCUUUGUGUGACUUAUUGGCUGGUGCGGCCUACAUAGUAAACUUGUUGAUGUCAGGACAGUGGACGUUACACUUGUCUCCAGUCGAGUGGUUUGUUCGUGAAGGAAGUAUGUUUGUAGCCCUAAGUGCUUCUAUCUUCAGCCUGCUGGCGAUCGCGAUCGAGCGGCAUCUCACUAUGAUAAAAAUGAGGCCUUAUGACGCAAGCAAAAACUACCGGGUGUUUCUGCUAAUAGGAACGUGUUGGUUGAUCGCCAUCACGCUGGGAGCUCUGCCCAUUUUGGGCUGGAACUGUCUGGAGAAUCUUCCACAGUGCUCAACCAUUUUACCUCUCUACAGCAAAAACUACGUGGCGUUCUGCAUCACCAUCUUCAUAUCUCUGCUGCUGGCCAUCUCCAUCCUCUACGCCCGCAUUUACAUCCUCGUCAAGAGCAGCAGCCGCAAAGUCACCAAGCACAGCAACUGCGAGCGCUCCAUGGCCCUCCUGCGGACCGUCAGCAUUGUGGUGGGCGUCUUCAUCGCCUGCUGGACGCCCAUCUUCGUGCUCUUCUUCGUCGACGUUGCCUGCGGGCCGAAAAGUUGCCCGGUUCUGCUCAAAGCCGAUUGGUUCAUCGGCCUGGCCGUUCUGAACUCCGCCAUGAAUCCAGUCAUCUACACUCUUGCCAGCAGGGAAAUGCGAAGGGCGUUUUACAAACUCGUAUGCGGCUGUUUGGUGCGGGACGGCGUCAUGGGAUGCAAGCAGAACACGGACCCUAGCAGGAGCAAAUCUAGCUCGAAUUGCCCACGGGCGGCUGAACAAGAAAACCCAGACGGCAUCAAUUCAUAGUUUUUGGUCAUGUGACUGGCGCAGAGACCUGGAGGGCAAAAACUGCAGCACAGGCCUGUCAAAUUUCCAUGUUUUAAAUAUUUAAUUCACAAAGAUAUGUGAACAAACUGCAAGUUAUGGGCACUUGCGAUCCAUAUCCAGACAUAGUAUCGUGUUUAACUUAAAAAACGUAACUUUAAAAGCGCUUAACAUGCCAUAAUGCACUAAAAGAGUGAUAUUAGAGAUCAAAUUAAUUUCACACCUUAUGCUGCAUUCACACGGUACGUUCUCAUUUACUUGGCAGAAGUUGAAAAAUUUUCAAGUGCCAACACAGGUGUCAGCCAAUCAGAUUGCCUUUUGCAAAUAUCAUAGGGCAGACGCUAGUCAAUUGCGUUCAUGCAACACCCGAAAGUAAUAUGAUUGGCUGUUGUCACUGUGACGGUCGCGUCAAUGUGCCACACAAGUCCUGAAAAGUGAAGCCAAAAUAUUUCCAUCGCCCCCAGGUGGCUGGAUGCAGUAUAGGUCAUAAACCCCACCCUGUCCAUGUAAUCUAAUGGGACGUGAGACAAACUAAACAAUCAAAUUAUUACACUUCAAAUAAUUGUUUUCCAAAGAUGGUUUCUGUCAUUUUAGAUCGUUUAUCACGCUGAUGUGAAUUCAAGUGUUCGUUUUAUAAAUAAGUUUGGGUUUAGUUAGUUAUUUGAUUCUAUAAAAACGGGGUGUGACAUCAUGAUUGACAGCUGAGAUUGACAACUUCUGAGCCAAGUAGUCACUGAAGCACUUUUUUCAGGAUCUUCAGGAGGAGAUUGGAGCUUUAACUUUAAUUUCUACAUUUCCAUAACCGUUUUUCACACUGACGCAAUGAGUUGUUCUGCAGUAAACUGUACUAACUGAUACUGCAGCAGUGUGGGCGAGGCCUUGAUACCGCGGCUCCACUUCACGCUCACUUCUUCGCAGACUCUGAUCCAGAGUUCACUACUGCGCAGACUCGGGCUCUGAUAUAUCAGCCCCAUAUUGGGACAUUGGCGGCUUCACUUUUCCAUAUGGAAGAGAGUGACGGCUUCUUGAACAAAAACAAAUGUAGGGCGGGGCUUGAUUUUGUCUGUGGGGAAUUGAUUGGAUGGUUGUGGUUUGCUAUUGGUGGAUCUCAUGUGAUUGACAGGUUGCCCCGCCCUCAUGCCAGUAAACGCAUCAUCAGAGAAGAGAUGUCAUUGCAAGAGGGAGGGGAAGUUAUUUUAAUUCAAGAUUACGAGGCACAUGAAUAUGAAUAUAAGUUGGCAUGUUGCAUUUAUAUUCAGGGUUCAUCUGUUCGCCUGUAUGCAUCAUCAGUAAAGUUUAUACUGAAUUUGGUCUUUUAAUAUCACUGUCUUAGUAUUUAGUACAAACCCGAUAAUGGGCGCUAUUUUGCCCUCCGGGUGAGUGUUUCUAAGGUGUGACAGCACAUGAAAACUGAAUACACAACACAAAAAAAUCAACCUACCAGUCCUAACAAAAGCUAAAGCACUAAAGUGUGUUUACUAAAAUGCACACUACAGCAUUAGUGCAUGAUAUAGAACUUUAGUAUGCACUUUUUAAGUGCACUUUGUUGCAUACUAAAGUGCACAGUAAAGCAUCAGCACAUGUUAAGUGCAUAUUGACCCAAUGCAUAUGGAAGCCAUAUAACAAAACAGAUGCUUUCAUUUUAGAUCCCAACCUCAUGAUUCUAAUCGAUACAGCUCUCAGAUAAUCUGUACAGAUAACAAACUAAUUUGACAAUAUAUAAAUAUUGACUAUUUAUAUUGUGCUGUGUUUAAUAAUCUGUAUACCCAAAGCCUUUUAUGCCAGGUGUUGAUAUUGUAUACUAGCAUGUUUUACACUUUAGUCUGUAUGAUAUAUAUGUAUAUAGGUUGUUGAUUUUUGUUGAAAUAACUUAAUUGUAACAUAUCUAAACUUUUACCAAAGGACUAAAAAAAAGCAUUCGUACAAGAUCUGUCUGUAUGGAGUAAAUGUAGGCUGCUGUAAAUGUAUUUUAAGAUUAAAAGCGCAAUGUCUUAAAACAAA